AUGUUCAGCAGGGCAGGAGGGAUCAAGUCCCUGCCCCCAGUCGAUGAGGCGACAGAGGAUGGCUACGACGAACCAUUCCCGCUGCAGACGCUGGUGGCGCCCACCGUGACAGGGGCAGCCCUCAAGAUCUUCCUGGCCCUGGCCGAGGGCCCCUUUUUCGGCCCCAUCCUGGAGGAGCUCUUCAUCCCGGAGAGGCCCACCUUCCGCCCCAACACCGCGGGCUGGCCUGCCGAGGGCGGCGGCACCGCGCUGGUCCCCGCGGGCAGCCAGGACCAGCCAGCAGCCGACCGUGCCACUGCCGCCGCCGCGCUGCUGCCGGGCUUUGCAGCUGCAGCAGCAGCGGCAGCCGCAGACGGCCCUGUCGACGGCACCAGCGGCGGCGGCACCAGCGGCGGCGGGAAGCGGCCGUACACGGCGGCGGACUUCCACCGUGCCUAUGCCACCGGCGCCUGCACGCCUUCUGACGUCGCUGAGAACAUCAUCGCAGCGGUGGCGGCCAGCGAGGCGAUGUCCCCACCCAUGCGCUUCCUCGUCGCCCACGAGCCGCAGCGGCUGCGCCAGCAGGCGGCCGCCAGCACGGCGCGGUGGCAGCAGGGCCGACCGCUGUCACCACUGGACGGCGUGCCGUAUGCGGUCAAGGAUGGGUGUGAUGCGCUGCCCUACCCCACAACCACCGGUACAGGAUUCAUGGCUGAAUGGCGCACGCCUGUGCGGAGCCUGGCGGGGGUGCAGGCGCUGCUGGAUGCUGGGGCGCUGCUCAUUGGCAAGGCCAACCUGCACGAGAUAGGCCUGGGCACAACCGGGCUGAACAUCCUCACCGGCACGCCGCGCAACCCGCACAGCCCCGCCCACCACACCGGCGGCAGCAGCAGCGGCAGCGCGGCGCUGGUGGCGGCGGGGCUCUGCCCCUUUGCGGUUGGCAGCGACGGCGGCGGCAGCAUCCGCAUCCCCGCGGCGGCCUGCGGCGUGGUGGGGCUCAAGCCCACGCACGAGCGAGUGGGCACUGCCGUGGGCACCCCUCCCAUUGACCAAACUGUGUCGGUGGUUGGGCCACUAGCGGCGAGCGUGCAGGACUGUGCCCUGAUGUAUGCGGUGGCCGCCAACACGGGGCAGCGACCGGGCGAGGCGCCCCCGCCGGUGCUGCUGCCGGCGGCGCUGGGCGGCGGCGGCCGCCGGCCGCUGGCUGGCAAGACGGCAGGGUGGUUUGAGGACGCCGCGUCGGCGGUGGCGGAGGCCUGCCGCUCGGCGGUGGCGAUGCUGGAGGGCGCGGGCCUGGCGGUGGUGCCCCUCCGCCUCCCAGAGCUGGGCCUGCUGCGCGCCGCGCACUCCUGCACCAUCGCCAGCGAAAUGCGCAACAACAUGGCGGCCGCCCUGAGCGACGGUGGCGCGCGGCGGCGCAUGAACGCCGAGACGCGGAUCAGCCUGGCGGUGGCGGCGGGCUUCCAGGCGGCGCACUACAUCCAGGCCCAAAAGAUUCGAACCCGGGUGGAGGCGCACUUCAGGAGUGCCUUUGCCCGGUGCGACCUCAUACUCACCCCCACGCUGCCCUGCACCGCGCCCCCCAUCAAGCCCGCCGCGCUGCAGUGCGGCGAGACAGAUCUCACCACCACCACCGCCCUCAUGCACUACAUGCUGGCCCCCAACUUUAUCGGCCUGCCGGCCAUCAGCGUGCCUGUGGGCGUGGUGCCCAGCACACACCCGCCAGCUCCUUCCACCCCCGCACCCGGCGCCGGUGCCGUUGACGGCGGCGGCGCCUCGCCCCCGCUGCUGCCGGUGGCGCUGCAGCUGAUGGCGCCCUGCUGGCACGAGGCCAGCCUGCUGCACGCGGCGGCGGUGCUGGAGGCGGCGGUGGCCUCCGCGGGCAAGGCGCCGCCGCUGCCGGCCGUGUGGUACGACGUGCUGUCGCCGCCGCACGGCACCGGUGCGGCGGACGGCCGCUGA
Molecule: messenger RNA, 1941 nt
Organism: Chlorella variabilis
Lineage: Eukaryota; Viridiplantae; Chlorophyta; Trebouxiophyceae; Chlorellales; Chlorellaceae
Exons: 15
Coding region: 1-1941 (646 amino acids)
Molecular function (GO): catalytic activity
Source: RefSeq, a predicted model, not a curated record